Melanaphis sacchari is the source of this 919-nucleotide messenger RNA. RefSeq lists its product as uncharacterized. Bases 1 to 915 code for a protein of 304 amino acids. The record is from RefSeq and is a predicted model, not a curated record. Lineage: Eukaryota; Metazoa; Arthropoda; Insecta; Hemiptera; Aphididae. The transcript has 2 exons.
AUGGAAGAUUUUUUACAAUCCAAGUCCGAUGCUACGUCGUUGAGUGUGGAUGUUUUGGACAAGAGCAAACAAACCGAUUCGUUCUUCACUAUUUUAACGCAAAAAAGUCGCAAAUUAACGCCACUCGAGAAACUAAUGAACAUCUCGGAAUAUAAAAAAAUAUAUAAAGACAUGUCGGUUUCCGCGUUCAAUUCCUUCGAAGAAUUAUCAACCUACGGAGUAAUAGUGGACGUGUUGGACAAUGGUUUUUUAAAAAUCAAUCGCAAGCGACUGCGUAGAUUGAAUUAUGUUUUAGUUCUACGUGUUUGUAAAUUGGACGAUCCCACGACUCUGUUUGGCUGCAAAGAGCUAAACGUCAGAUGCGAGCAUUUUGAAGAAGAUAGGAUAUUCAUAAGAGACGACAACAGCGAGUACCCAGUACCGGCCAAUGCCGAAAAAAACGAAGGCUACGCGUUGGCUAUAAGUUUUAGCGUCGAAGACUGUCAUCCGCAUCACGGACAAAGAGUGUUGGUCAGUAGUGAUGAUAAGUCUUAUGAAUAUUUAAUGAUAUGUAGGUGUAUCCGAGAAGGAUAUAUCGGCAACGAUCAUCUUUUAGGCAAUUGCACCGUAGUGCGUAUUUGUAAUGGGAAAGUAAAGGAUAUAAACGUGCCGUUCGGUGAAAUAGAAUGUGAUUGUAGGAAAACCGAACGCUCUUUGAUGCAGAACGGCAUCCCGAUGUGUAGGACUUUGACGAUUUCCGAAGCAAAUGAUUUGUACAACGACUGGAUGUUUCUAAUAGAAAUACCCAAAGACGCGGUUCUGCUGAACACGAAAUACUACAAUACGGACGUGCGGUCCAACGUUAAGGUAUCUCAUCUACUGUCGCCGUGUUCGCACUCGUUGAUAAAUCCCAGUCAGAAACUUGUGGGUUCUUAGUAUU